Molecule: messenger RNA, 2277 nt
Organism: Falco peregrinus (peregrine falcon)
Lineage: Eukaryota; Metazoa; Chordata; Aves; Falconiformes; Falconidae
Gene: GDPD2
Product: glycerophosphodiester phosphodiesterase domain containing 2
Exons: 16
Coding region: 596-2221 (541 amino acids)
Biological process (GO): lipid metabolic process
Cellular component (GO): membrane
Molecular function (GO): glycerophosphodiester phosphodiesterase activity
Source: RefSeq, a predicted model, not a curated record
GGAUCAGAAACUGCUUUUACCUCUGUGCUUCUGCCUUCGAAGCGUGACCCAGUGAGCCGCAGAUGGUGGCCCGGGAUGCAUCUGUCCCAGGCAUCCUCUGCAAGGAGGGGAAAAUCCUCCCUUUGACAGAGGGGCUCCCACAGCCCUGGAAGCCCUGGCAACGCACGAAGCCGUGCCUCGCCUCCCGUCCCGCUCCGGGCGCUCUCCCUGGGGCCUUAGCCUGCCUGGAGCGUGGGCUGCCUGCAAACUCGCUGAGCCGCGGGGCGUGACGCCCCCCGGGCCCCUUCUGGGCUCUCCCAGCGGCCGCCAAGCGGCAGCCGCGCCGGGGUCGGUCGGUGGGGCACGAAGCCGCCGGCGGGAGCCCGCCCUGCCCGGCCCUGCCCGGCCCUGCCCGCCUCCGCGGCCUGUGCAGACCUGCGGGCGGGACCGCCAGCACACCCGGCGGGGUGGGAGCGGGGGCGGCGGCGCGGAGCGGGGCCGUGCCGCGCAGGGAGCCCGGCCCAGCGCUACCUGGCCUGCCGGCGGCCCGGCUGCAGGGACCCGAGGUCGGCGGGGAGCAGGACGCCUGAUCUUUGGCCUGGGACAGCCCGGCGCUAUGGCAGACCCCCCUGGUUGCUGCCGCCCCUGUGCCACCUGCCUGCUCUGCCUCUACAGCUGCCAGUGGAUCACCGCCAAAAAGGAGAAGAGAAAGGGGCUGAGAACCACCAAGUGUGACUGCAGCUGGUUCCUUUUCCUCUUCUGUGUCUUCCUCUUCACACUGGUGUGGCUCUACUUCACCGUCAUCAUCCUCAAUGACUUUCACAACUUCAAUGAGUUCAUCUUCAAGCAGAGGAAGUUGUGGCUAGACUGGUCCCUGGUCCUGCUCAUAGCUACGGCCGUGCUGAUCACCUAUUCUGCUGUGCUGCUGGUCCUUGCUUUGUGCUUGCAGCUCUGUGGCCAGCCCUUGAAGCUACACUGGCUGCACAAGACCCUGCUGAUCUUAACUGCCCUGUUGGUGGCUGCAGCCUUCACAGGGCUGGGAAUAAAGUGGGCGGAGGAGUGGAGAAGUGCACGCAUCUCCCUGCAGGCAACAGGUCCCUUCCUGCACAUUGGAAUCCUGGGAGGAAUGACGCUUCUUGCCUGGCCCCUGGCCAGCUUCAUCUACCGUACCCACAACACAGGUCUCAAGGUGUUUCUGCUGCUUGUGUACUGCGCGGUGAUGAUCGCACUGUAUCUGGCUCCCCUGGGAAUCACCUCCCCUUGCAUCAUGGAGGAGAGCCAGCUGCCCCCCAAGCCAGCCCUGGUUGGCCACAGAGGAGCACCCAUGCUGGCCCCUGAAAACACCCUUAUGUCACUGCGCAAGGCGGUGGACUGUGAUGUGCAAGUCUUUGAGACAGACGUCAUGGUGAGUGCUGAUGGGGUCCCAUUCCUCAUGCAUGACGAGGAACUCACCAGGACCACCAAUGUGCAGGCUGUGUUCCCCGAGAGGGCUGCCCUGAACAGCACUGCCUUCAACUGGACAGACCUCCAGCAGUUGGAUGCUGGCACCUGGUUCCUAGAGCGGAGGCCGUUUCCAACUGUGCAGAGUCUUUCUGCUGGCGAUCGCAACCAGGUGACUAAACAGAGGAUCCCAUCCCUGGAACAGGCACUAGAGGCAGCCAAACAGAGCAAUAUCUCAAUCAUGUUUGACCUCCGGCCUGAGAACCACAGUGACUACCAGAGCUUCGUCAAUGCCACCCUGGAUGUGAUCUUACAGUCAGGCAUCCCACUACAGCAGGUCCUCUGGCUGCCGGAUGGAUUCAGGGAACAGGUCAAACAGCAAGCCCCAGGCAUUCAGCAAGUUUACGGCCGGAAGAGACUCCAGAAUGAGAAGGAGCCACUACUGCAUGUUAAUCUGCCCUACCAGGACAUGAGCUCUGAGGAGAUCAGGCAGUACCGCCAGGACAACAUCUCUGUCAACUUGUAUGUGGUGAAUGAGCCCUGGCUGUUCUCUGUGCUGUGGUGCUCUGGGGUGAGCUCUGUCACCACCAACGCCUGCCAGGUGCUGAAGGAAAUGAAUCGCCCUAUCUGGCUGCUUCCCAGCAGCACAUACCUCAUGAUCUGGAUUGUUGUAGACUGUGCUUCCUUCCUUGUCAUUCUCUGGGCUUUCGUCUUGCUGAAGAAAUGCUCCCAGAGAAGAUGGCCAGUGGAGUCUGAGACAGAUGUGCUGCUCACAAAGAUCAACAGCUUGAUGCAAGAGUGACCCUCCAGCCUGCAUCAGCCAUGGGGAGGGGCGGCCAGAGCCCUGCACAGCUCAAG